AUGGCUAUCGCUACCGAGGUACCGGAGAACAACGGCAAACCACACCGAGUCCUUCUCGUCAGUAUACCUCGCACCGCCUCGAAUCUUUUCUUGAAGAUCCUCAACAUCCACAACCAACCCAACGUCCUCACGAGCCAAAAGGGCGGAUAUUUCUUCUACGAUGCCUUUAUGACGGUCAGCAGGGACGGUCGCGUCGACAAGCCACUAGACGAAUGGACAACAGACGCAAGGAGCGAGACAAAGGCCAUCAUUCAACGGUGCUUCAACAAUCUAGAAGACUACUCGACCCGAGCCCGCUCCGAGAACAAGAUUAUGUUCGCGAAAGAGCACGCCUUCUGGUUCCUCAAUCCGGGCUUCUUCACCAGCCCUAGUAGCAGCGCCCCAAUGCCCUCGCCCGAACAACUGGAAGAGUUUCGCGUAUCCAUGCCGGAUCAAUAUGGUCCCUCGCAGACAUUCUCUGCCAAUAACAAAACCGUCUUGCCGGAUGAAUACCUGCGCACCUGGCAGAUAGCAUUCAUCAUCCGUCACCCGGCCCUAGCUUAUCCAUCGAUGUACCGUGCUAUGCAGAAGUUGUCUCAAUCCGGUUUCAUCGACGACGACGAUAUUAAGGGAAUGUCGUUCACGAAUAUGAGUUUGGAAUGGACCCGGAAGUUGUUUGACUGGUGUCUUGAGCAACCGGAUGAGCCUGUCACGCCUUUGGUCGUCGAUGCCAAUGAUAUUAUCCAUCAUCCCGGUGCUGUGGUUAAGUUCUGUGAAAAGACUGGCCUAAACACUGCUUCGAUGCAGUUUGAGUGGAAUAGCUCCGAGAAGUCUGUGAACGAGACGCCUGAGAGUGCAGAUUAUGGUGAGCCUGCGGAGCUGACGUUGCAUCGGAAUGCUUCUUCGAUCAUGUUUUCGACUUUGGCGGAGUCGACAGGUGUUGUCAAGGACAAAGCUCCGUUAUCGGUUGACGUGGAUGCGGAGGUUGCCAAGUGGCGCGUCGAGUUUGGAGAUGAGGUUGCCGAGCUGCUGGAGAAGGCUACUCGAGAUUCCAUGUCGGACUAUGAGUAUUUGAAGGCGAACCGAGUUACUGUAUGA
This is a messenger RNA of Penicillium digitatum Pd1, 1077 nucleotides long. RefSeq lists its product as uncharacterized. The record is from RefSeq and is a predicted model, not a curated record. Lineage: Eukaryota; Fungi; Ascomycota; Eurotiomycetes; Eurotiales; Aspergillaceae.